CUGUGGCUGCGGGCGCUGUGCCUGUCCCACCCACUGCAACCCACCUCGGAGACAAGCUUUGUUUCGCGUGUUUCUGACUCCUCGGGUUGUUCAAUACACCUAGAAUGAGCAAACUGGUCCACAGGAUCCAAGACAAGCUCAGAAGACCACCCGCACCGUGUAUGUCCGAGUCCGCCUAGAGUCUACAAUGCCUCCAGCGUGCAAGAGCUCCUCUUUCAUCUUCUGGCUCGUGUGCCCACGCCGUCGCCCAACAUGUCCCGGCCCACACACGACUCGCCAGUUGGUCCAGGUACCGCGGCUCCUGGCGAGCCAUACUGGAUGGAGGGGAUCAAGCACCAGGGGAUGGCCGCCUUCAACCCGAAGCCAGAGGCGUACCAGGUCUUCAGGAAUGUGAAGGACUUUGGAGCAGUGGGCGACGGAAAGGCGGAUGAUACUGAGGCAAUCAAUGCGGCGAUGUCGUACGGAGGACGGUGUGGUGGAGGGAACUGCGAGUCUUCAACUGUCACACCAGCGGUCGUGUACUUCCCGCAGGGCAUAUACAAGGUGUCGUCGCCGAUCAUUGCAUACUACUACAGCCAGAUCAUCGGUGAUGCGAGAGCACCGCCUACACUUCUCGCAGCCUCGAACUUCAGUGGGAUGGCCGUCAUUGAUGCGGACCCGUACAUCCCGGGUGGCGGGGGUGCGCAAUGGUACAUCAAUCAGAACAACUUCUUCCGGAGUGUACGCAACUUCGUCAUCGACACUCGUCGCGUGCCCGACCACGUCUCUGCUACCGGAAUCCAUUGGCAAGUCUCACAGGCCACUAGCCUGAUGAACAUUCGUUUCGUGAUGAGCGACCGCAAGGGCAAUGCUCAUCAAGGGAUCUGGAUGGAGAACGGGAGCGGCGGCUUCAUGGGAGAUAUGGAGUUUUAUGGGGGUAAAUUUGGGAUUUGGGUCGGCAACCAGCAGUUCACAGUUCGAAACGUCACUAUGACGAAUUGCGAGACCGCGGUCUAUGGGAUGUGGAAUUGGGGUUGGACGUUCCAGGGCAUCACAAUCAACAACUGCCAAGUAGGCUUCGACCUGAAAACAGGUGGAACGACGUCAGAUACGCAGACAGUCGGCGGCGAAGCAAUUAUCGACGCCGUAGUGUCCAACACGCCCGUGUUCGUACGCUCGUCUGUGCACACCACUUCCCUAGCGGGUUCACUCGUGCUCAACAAUGUCCAACUCACCAACGUGCCUAUUGCCGUUGGAGUCCUCAAUGGGCCCACGAUUCUUCCUGGAGGAACGACGACCAUCGAGAGCUGGGUACAGGGCAACGUGUACCAGGGUGCAAAUGGCGCGAGACGGUUCAUGCAGGGCCGUCACGAGGUGCCAACCAAAGCAAGGAGUCUGCUCAAUUCAGAGGGAAAGGUUUUUGGGCGCAUGCAUCCGCAGUAUGAAGAUUAUGCGCUGGACCAGUUCGUCAGCGCCAAGAACCUGGGAGCGAAGGGCGAUGGACUGACAGACGACACGGAGGCGCUGCAGCGCAUCUUCGGUGAGCACGCAGGAAAGAAGAUCAUAUUCCUCGACCACGGCACGUAUUAUAUUACCGACACUCUCCUCAUUCCUGCGGGAACACAUCUCGUCGGGGAGGCGUGGAGCGUCAUCAUGGGUGGCGGGCCCGCCUUUGCGGACGUCCGUAGUCCGCGCGUCAUGGUGCGUGCGGGCGAACCAGGCUCUCAGGGCGUCUUGGAGAUCUCGGACGUGGUUUUUGCCACAAGGGGUCCAGCAGCCGGCGCUAUCGUGAUUGAGUGGAACGUGCACUCGGACGUGCAGGGCGGGGCGGGCAUGUGGGACACUCAUAUUCGGUUAGCUGGAGCUGCCGGAACGAGCCUUGAACGCGCACAGUGUCCUCUGCAGCCGAAGUCUGACCAGUGCUAUGCAGCGUUUUUGGCGAUGCACCUCACCCCACAGUCGAAUGCGUACUUAGAGGGCACAUGGAUCUGGCUUGCGGACCACGACCUGGAUGGUGACGGAAAAUCUCAGAUCACGGUGUACAGCGGGCGGGGUGUCUUGUCAGAGUCGCAGGGGCCUGUGUGGAUGAUCGGGACUGCUGAGCACCACACGUUGUAUCAAUACAGCUUCGUGGAUGCGCGAGAUCACUAUCUUGGGCUAUUGCAGACAGAAUCUCCGUACUACCAACCGUCGCCACCGCCUCCUGCGCCAUUCGUUAUCGAAAGCCGCUACAAAGAUCCGAGCUUCCCUCCAGGCCAAUCAUCAGCCUGGGCAGCCAACAUACAGAACUCACACGGCAUGCUGAUCUUCGGUGCGGGCUUGUACAGCUUCUUCAGUAGCUAUGGCCAGGCCUGCCUCAAAGACUCGUCGUGCCAGAGCCAAAUCCUCAACAUUGACGCACAGUCGUCAGUAGAUGUGUACAGCCUGUCGACAGUGGGAGUGACACACCAGUUGAGUGUGGAGGGUCGUGGGAUCGUUCCUGCGUAUGCGAACCAGAACGGCUUCCAGUCUACAAUGACUGCUUGGACGAGGUGAUAUAUUGGUGGUAAAAGGACUGUCUAUUUGGCAAUGGACUGAAGACAUGUAGUUGUACUUGUAGCAUUUCAGGGCAUGGCUGUACACUAUACUAGAUUGUUGUUUGCCAGGCCCGGAGACCGGGAGAACGCGCCUGGGAUGUCCCACGUGAGCGUGUCAUCCCGCACUAUUCAGUUCAGGUCACACCUGCUUGCAGUAGUCA
This is a messenger RNA of Rhodofomes roseus, 2716 nucleotides long. RefSeq names its product exo-beta-1,3-glucanase. The transcript is spliced from 20 exons. Gene Ontology annotation, molecular function: polygalacturonase activity. NCBI's taxonomy places the organism in Eukaryota, Fungi, Basidiomycota, Agaricomycetes, Polyporales, Fomitopsidaceae. Bases 253 to 2514 code for a protein of 753 amino acids. The record is from RefSeq and is a predicted model, not a curated record.